Molecule: messenger RNA, 1690 nt
Organism: Thlaspi arvense
Lineage: Eukaryota; Viridiplantae; Streptophyta; Magnoliopsida; Brassicales; Brassicaceae
Source: the annotation of a GenBank genome assembly
UUUUUCCGCAGCUUGUAGAAUUUGCGAACUAUGGGAGACGCUAGGGACAACGAAGCCUAUGAGGAGGAGCUCCUAGAUUAUGAAGAAGAGGACGAGAAGGCCCCAGAUUCUGGAGUUAAAGUCAACGGCGAAGCCGUGAAGAAAGGUUACGUGGGAAUACACAGUUCUGGAUUCAGAGACUUCCUUUUGAAACCGGAGCUUCUCCGAGCUAUUUGCAACAUGAAUGUAUCCCUCAAGCUAUCUUGGGCAUGGAUGUUAUCUGCCAAGCAAAAUCCGAUUGAACCAUCUCCAGGCCAGGUUUCUGCACUUGUCCUGUGCCAUACAAGAGAGUUAGCUUACCAGAUCUGCAAUGAGUUCGUGCGAUUCAGUACCUAUCUGCCUGAUACAAAGGUUUCGGUGUUCUAUGGAGGAGUCAGCGUUAACAUUCACAAAGACUUGCUGAAGAAUGAGUGUCCUCACAUUGUUGUUGGUACACCUGGUCGGGUGCUUGGACUUGCCAGGGAGAAACAUCUCUCCUUGAAGAAUGUGAGGCACUUUAUUCUUGACGAGUGUGACAAAAUGCUCGAGUCACUUGACAUGCGGAGAGAUGUACAAGAGAUCUUUAAGAUGACUCCCCAUGACAAACAAGUUAUGAUGUUCUCAGCAACGCUCAGCAAAGAGAUACGCCCAGUCUGCAAGAAGUUUAUGCAAGAUGUAAUGUCCCACGGCCAAUUCUAUCUCGAUUUAUUUGAGCACCUUCUGGCCCCGGAAACAUGCCAUUUGAUCUCGGGAUGCAUGGUUUCAGUCCAUGCUGGGUGGGUUUUGAAUCGGGGCGUAGUCAGGUCUCAAGGUUUCAUCAUCACUCUGUUCCGAGCAAUAUUGAUCUUUGAGGAUGCAAACGUGGUGGACGAGGAUCUCAGUUUGGGGCCAAUGGAAAUAUAUGUUGAUGAUGAAGCCAAAUUGACUCUUCACGGGCUUGUCCAGCACUACAUCAAACUGAGCGAGACGGAGAAGAACCGCAAGCUGAAUGACCUUCUUGACGCAUUGGACUUCAAUCAAGUGGUCAUCUUUGUGAAGAGCGUGAGCAGGGCGAAGGAGCUGAACAAGUUGCUUGUUGAAUGCAAUUUUCCCUCGAUCUGCAUUCACUCUGGCAUGACUCAGGAAGAGAGGUUGACUCACUACAAAAGUUUCAAGGAAGGGCACAAGAGAAUUCUUGUGGCGACAGACUUGGUAGGAAGAGGCAUUGACAUUGAGCGUGUCAACAUUGUUAUCAACUACGACAUGCCAGAUUCUGCUGACACAUAUCUCCACAGGGUCGGGAGAGCUGGUAGGUUUGGUACAAAGGGUCUAGCAAUCACAUUUGUCGCCUCAGCUUCAGAUUCUGAAGUUCUAAAUCAGGUGCAAGCGAGGUUUGAAGUUGAUAUCAAAGCACUUCCUGAGCAAAUUGAUACUUCCACAUACAGUAAGUGUUAAUCCUUGUUCCACUUUAGCUGCCUGCGCAAAAGCUACAUUUUGUCUGGUUCUGACACCCCUUGUUUUGAUAUUUAGACCGUUUGUAACCUUUUUAAGAAGACAAAGAAACAGAGAGAGAUUCCUAGAUUGCACUUGUCUUGAACUGGUCAGGUUUGUGUACAAGCAAAUACGAUGCUCUUUUAUGUCAGGAUUCAGUCUUUGACUUGUGUUAUAUUGUUGUUAUAUUUAGUUUUCAUUU